AUGCCGGACGAGACUUCCUCUCCCCCUAUCUUGUCUACCUCUAGACCUGCAUCUUCUCGUUCUGUCUUCCAUGAGGAUGAUUAUACCCAUCCAUGUCAUCCUUUAUAUGUACAUCCUUGUGAUGUACAUGGAACCUCUUUAGUCACAGUGCCAUUUGAUGGUACUGGGUAUGAGAGUUGGAGACGCACUAUUAUGUUUUCUGUUAAACCUCCUAAUACUUCUCCCCUGGCAAGACAGUGGCAGAAGUGCAAUGCUUUAGUGAUUUCAUGGUUAACCAACUCUUUGUCCAAGGAAAUAGCUUGUAGUGUUGAAUAUUCUGAGCUUGCCAAGGACAUUUGGGGAGAGUUGGAAGAGAGAUAUGGUCAGGAAGAUGCUGCCAUAAUUUUUGAACUCAAAAAAGGAGUUAGCUCAUAUCUCACAAGGGACUUGCACACUGUUUACAGCAUUCUACUAUCAGAUGAGAAGCAGAGACAAGUUUCUAAUUCCUCUCAGUUUCUUCCUAGCUCUACCUCUUUUAAUGCGGGUGUAUCCAAACAAGUCUACUUUUCUAGAGUCUAUUUUGAUUCCCUCAAGUCUUCUAUCUGUAAGUACUGUAAGAAACUAGGUCAUACCAUUGACAAAUGCUAUAAGUUGCAUGGAUACCCUCCCAACUUCAAGUUUAUUAAGGGAUCUGGUCCAAGGAAGACUGUUGCUCAUGUUCAGUUGGAGAUGGUUGAUAUUUGGCUAUAA
Messenger RNA from Nicotiana attenuata, 729 nucleotides. RefSeq lists its product as uncharacterized. The transcript is spliced from 4 exons. Bases 1 to 729 code for a protein of 242 amino acids. The record is from RefSeq and is a predicted model, not a curated record. NCBI's taxonomy places the organism in Eukaryota, Viridiplantae, Streptophyta, Magnoliopsida, Solanales, Solanaceae.